This is a messenger RNA of Clupea harengus (Atlantic herring), 4668 nucleotides long. RefSeq names its product GTPase activating Rap/RanGAP domain like 3. Gene Ontology annotation, cellular component: cytoplasm; membrane. The record is from RefSeq and is a predicted model, not a curated record. The coding region runs from base 716 to 4444 and encodes 1242 amino acids. The transcript is spliced from 33 exons. NCBI's taxonomy places the organism in Eukaryota, Metazoa, Chordata, Actinopteri, Clupeiformes, Clupeidae. Gene Ontology annotation, biological process: vesicle-mediated transport; endosomal vesicle fusion; autophagy.
CCUGUUGCAUCUAUUUUGGCACGAGCAUUUAAUAUAGGUGAGCACGGUUUCUCUGCCCCCACGCGCUCUCAAUUCAAUUAGAUUCAAAAGGCUUUAUUGGCAUGACUGCAUACAAUACAACGUUGCCAAAGCAUGUUUACAUAAAAUGUACAAGCACAAUUAACAUAAAUAAAUAAAAAACAAACAAUAAGCUCUCUCUCUCUCACACACACACUCCGUGCCACUCUCUCUCUCCGCGCGGGCGUUCUCUCUCCGCCGUGUAGACGUUAGGACCGCGCAGACUCGACUCGUAAGUGCGACUAGGCAGUUGGGUGUCUUCUGGAGUCCAGUAUUCAGCGCUCUACAACCGGAGUAGACACAGGUCCCCUCUUCCCUUGGCUGAAAAGGAUUUAAUCGGCUUCAGACGACCGCGAUUCUUCCACUCAGCGUCCAGUGGUUUCGGUUUGGGUCGCUCCGGGACCUGCCCUAAUCAUGGAGCACAACUAAUUAGUUUUGGUGCUUUUGUUGUCGGACGAAGAAAGUCUCCGACUCACUUUCCUCUUUCAGUAGAGGCGAGCUCGUAGUUUUCUUUUUCUCUUUUUUUUUGGUAGGGGGUCUGCGUCUCCUGCUUUGUAAAAGCGGCCAUCCCCGUGAACGGUGCCCCUUCCUCCGUCUAAAAACGACUCUCUCUCCCCCCCCUGGCUGGAUUAAAAAACCUCUUCGCCGUCCCAGCACAAUGAAUUCGGAUAUAAACAUGUACUUGGGCCGGGAGAAAGCGGGGCUGAUGCGCAAAAGAGCUCUUCUACUGAGAAAGGGUUGCAGCUUCGAAAUAACAAGCUCUGCAUCAGAAGACCUGGGCUGCCGGAGAGGGGAGUUCAGCCGCAAGCACUACGGAUCUGUGGAGCUGCUGAUCUCCAGUGAUGCCGAUGGAGCUAUUCAAAGAGCUGGACGCUUCCGGGUGGAAAACGGCUCGUCUGAUGAGGCUACGGACUUUACCCCGGGAACUUGGAGGAGAACCGACGUCCAUCUGGAGAACCCGGAAUACCACACCAGAUGGUUCUUCAAGUAUUUCCUGGGAAAAGGUUACAUUUUUUCUGCUUCUGUGGAGUCAGAGAUGGGCAGCGAGAGCUUCGACAAGUUCCUCAACCUCAUGGGAGACACAGUGUGCCUGCAGGGCUGGGCAGGGUACAGAGGUGGCCUGGACACCAAGAAUGACACUACAGGGAUGAACUCCAUCUACACGGUGUACCAGGGUCACGAGCUCAUGUUCCACGUCUCCACCAUGCUCCCCUACUCCAAGGAGAACAAGCAGCAGGUGGAGCGAAAGAGGCACAUCGGGAAUGACAUCGUCACCAUAGUAUUCCAGGAGGGAGAAGAUGCCUCUCCGUCUUUCAAGCCGUCCAUGAUCCGAUCCCAUUUCACACACAUAUUUGCCUUAGUUCGAUAUUAUAGCCAGAAUGACAGCUACAGGUUGAAGAUCUUCUCGGAGGAGAGCGUGCCUCUGUUCGGUCCCCCCCUACCCUCCCCACCAGUGUUUACAGACCACCAGGAAUUCAGGGACUUUUUGUUAGUCAAAUUAAUAAAUGGAGAGAAGGCCACUCUGGAGACGCCCACCUUUGCCCAGAAGCGUCAGCGCACUCUGGACAUGCUGAUACGCUCCCUCUACCAGGACCUGAUGCCAGACCUGCAUAAGAACAUGCUGAACCGCCGAUCCUUCAGCGACGUGCUCCCCGAGUCGCCCAAAUCAGCGCGCAAGAAAGAGGAGGCCAGACAGGCUGAGUUUGUACGCGUGGGCCAGGCCCUGAAGCUGAAGACGAUCGUGCGAGGGGACGCCCCCACUAGUCUGGUGACCACAGGACUCUGCAGGAAAGAGCCAUGGGAAUCACAGUCCUACUGCACUAGUUUCCCCUAUGAGAUUGUCUGCGCGGACUCGUGGGGUCAGUCUUUAAUGGUUGCCACGGACAACGCUGGGGUCAUGUUACUGGAAGCUCCGGAUCCUCUGUUCUCCAACAGCGAUUCGCCGGUGCUGCCCCCAGUGCAGGUGUUUGACAAGAGCAUGGCGGUCAAGCAGAUCCAUGUGCUGGAGCCCCAGGACCUGCUCAUCUUACGAGCAGAUAAAGGGAAGGACGCCCGUCUGUAUGUGUUCAGACUGAGCGUGCUCAGACGAGGCCUGGAGGAGAGACAGCUGGUCAGAGCCAAGUGUGACAGUCGAGAGAACAAGCUGGAGAAAACCAAAGGGUGCCAUCUUUACUGCAUAAACACACACCACGGGGCGGAGCUACGGAUCAUCGCUGCCAUCCGGAACAAGCUGCUGCUCAUCACCAGGAAGCAGUCCAGGCUGGGCCCCUUCCCCCCGCCGGGGCUCACACACUCCGAGUCGCCCGUGGAGGAGUUUCAGUACAUCAGGGAGAUCUGCCUGUGCGACUCCCCAGUUGUCAUGGCGCUGGUUGACGGAGCGACGGGAGAGAACGACAACAUGAUCUGCGUCGGAUACAAGCAUCAGUUUGACAUGAUCAACGAAAGCACUGGAGACGCCUACAGACUCCAUCACAUAGAGUCCAACCGCGUGAACUUUGUGGCAGCCAUAGAUGUUUAUGAGGAUGGGGAGGCUGGACUACUGCUCUGUUAUAACAAUAUCUGCUCCUAUAAGAAGGUGUGUCCUUUCAACGGGGCCACGCCCAUGAUCCAGCCCAGCGCGUCCGACUUCCACUUCAGCUGGAACCAGAUGCCUAACGGCAUAGUGUGUGCGUUCCCCUACAUUCUGGCCUUCACCAUCGACUCCAUCGAGAUCCGUCUGGUCGUCAACGGCAACCUGGUGUACACGGCAGUGGUCCCGGAGCUGCAGCUGACCGCCUCCAGGGUAGGAAUCUGUUACCACGACAACCACCCUGCCCAGACACACACCGUCUGUGUGAUGUCAUCAGUUGGGCUCAGUGACCACACCCUGGGCUCUCUGACCUCUGUGUCUGUUGUUUUGUUUUCAGCUCCGGAUCCUCUGUUCUCCAACAGCGAUUCGCCGGUGCUGCCCCCAGUGCAGGUGUUUGACAAGAGCAUGGCGGUCAAGCAGAUCCAUGUGCUGGAGCCUCAGGACCUGCUCAUCUUACGAGCAGAUAAAGGGAAGGACGCCCGUCUGUAUGUGUUCAGACUGAGCGUGCUCAGACGAGGCCUGGAGGAGAGACAGCUGGUCAGAGCCAAGUGUGACAGUCGAGAGAACAAGCUGGAGAAAACCAAAGGGUGCCAUCUUUACUGCAUAAACACACACCACGGGGCGGAGCUACGGAUCAUCGCUGCCAUCCGGAACAAGCUGCUGCUCAUCACCAGGAAGCAGUCCAGGCUGGGCCCCUUCCCCCCGCCGGGGCUCACACACUCCGAGUCGCCCGUGGAGGAGUUUCAGUACAUCAGGGAGAUCUGCCUGUGCGACUCCCCAGUUGUCAUGGCGCUGGUUGACGGAGCGACGGGAGAGAACGACAACAUGAUCUGCGUCGGAUACAAGCAUCAGUUUGACAUGAUCAACGAAAGCACUGGAGACGCCUAUAGACUCCAUCACAUAGAGUCCAACCGCGUGAACUUUGUGGCAGCCAUAGAUGUUUAUGAGGAUGGGGAGGCUGGACUACUGCUCUGUUAUAACAAUAUCUGCUCCUAUAAGAAGGUGUGUCCUUUCAAUGGGGCCACGCCCAUGAUCCAGCCCAGCGCGUCCGACUUCCACUUUAGCUGGAACCAGAUGCCUAACGGCAUAGUCUGUGCGUUCCCCUACAUUCUGGCCUUCACCAUCGACUCCAUCGAGAUCCGUCUGGUCGUCAACGGCAACCUGGUGUACACGGCAGUGGUCCCGGAGCUGCAGCUGACCGCCUCCAGGUCUGAUAUCUACUUCGUGUCGUCGGCCCCUGUGAGUUCCGCCUCUAACUGCAGCUCCAGAGACACCAGCACACAGAGCUCCCCCCAGACCCCCACCGGAUACGAGAUGCCCGUCUUCCCCUCGCCCCUCGGAGAUGGUGAGGCCCAAUCCAAACACAUCUACAAGAUCCCCUUGAGUAACUUGGUGGGGCGGAGCAUUGAAAGGCCCCUCAAGUCCCCAUUGGUCAAUAAGGUGGUGACCCAUCCGGCCGCCAGUGUGAUAAACCCCGCCCCCAUCAUCCCUUCCACGCCCUCCCUGUCUCUGUCCCGCAUGGAGAUCAAAGAGAUCGCCAGCCGCACACGCAAGGAGCUCCUGGGUCUGAAGGAGGAGCCCAGCAGUAAGUCUGAGAGCAGUUCAGUGAAGCAGAGGAAGAUCAGCAAGAAACCCACUGAGGACGAGCCGAAGAGAACAGGCAGCUGUACUAGCGAGCGGGCGGAGCUUGUGGACGGCGAAUCAGAUGUCCAGCUUCACUGCUCCACCGGCUCAGAGGCUGGGCCACAGGAGUCAAGCCCGCCCCUGACCAACCCCUUGGCCACAUCCUUCGAGGAGGACAUCCUGGAUCUAAAGUGAUGACAAUCCCACAAUGCACCUCUCCCAUGGCAUCCCCUCUCUCCAAGUUGUUUGGCGAUUUUUGUUUGUUUGUUUAUUUCCUGUCCGUUUCAUUUCAGUUGUUUGCCUGUAUCAGCCGCUGUGGCAGCCUCAUGGCUUCAGAUGUGGAUGUGGUGUGUGUCGUGGGAUGUCAAAUGCAGUAGAAUCAAUCGGGUGGUGUGCGUGUUCGUUGUGUGUGUGUGUGU